GGUUGUAAACAUCCUGCAUCCUAGACUUAUAUGUCCUGCUUAGAUUUUUAUUGUUAGCCAUGGCAACCACAAUGUUGUGGGCGGGACUAAAACAAGUUAUCAGACGAUGUUUGAGCUGGCCUCGAGCUAGUCUAGCCUAGAUACCAUCGUUUUUGUAGUCUAUAGAAGCUCACUUGCUACUUUUUACACUCAAGAGGAGCCUUAAUUAUAUAGUUAAAAGAUGGUAUAUUCAGUAAUGAUCGUGGCAUUUUUUGCAAUGCACUUAAUACAUGGGGAACCCUCCCACAAACACGUUCUUGAGGAUCAUUACAUUGGUCACCAGCAUAACCCCGAGCAUGAUAUGGAUGUCCUACUUGGAACGAAGGAUAAAGAGGAAAUAAAGAAGCUCACUCCAUCUGAGCAGAGACAAAAAAUGCUGGAUAUUGUGAAGAUGAUUGAUAAAGAUUCUGACAAGUAUUUAUCCCCAGAGGAGAUCACUCUAUGGAUCCAGUAUGUCUACAGAAAAUACGCUCUUGAAGAUGCAGAGGAGCGCUUCCCAGAGUUUGACACAAACAACGAUGGCAUUGUGUCAUGGGAUGAAUAUAACAUAGUUGUGCAUGAACAAAUCAUUGACACAGAUGAAAACACUGUUCUGGACAAUCCUGAAGAGGAGUCUCUCAGAUUUCUUCAUAUGAAGGAGAGGAGACGCUUUGACUUUGCUGAUGUGGAUGGCAUGCCUGGCCUCAACGUUAUUGAAUUUCUUGCCUUCACACACCCAUCUGAAGUUGAUCACAUGGCAGACUUUGCCAUUGAAGAUGUGUUGAGUGAAUAUGACAUUGAUAAGGAUGGAUUCAUCAGUCUAAGUGAAUUCAUUGGAGAUGUCCGUAGUAAUGAGGGCAGUGAGCCAACACAGUGGGAGAUAGAAGAGACGGUACGUUUUCAGGACCUGUACGACCAGGACAGGGAUGGCAAACUUAAUAGGGAGGAGCAGCUUCGCUGGGUGGCCCCAAACAGCUACAGCUCAGCAAGAGAAGAGGCAAUUCACCUCAUCAAAGAAAUGGAUCAAGACGAUGAUGGAAGACUCUCAGAUACAGAAGUUUUGAAUAAACAAGACAUUUUCAUGCAUAGUGAAGUUACAGAUUAUGGAAGACAGCUGCACACAUCACAUGAUGAAUUGUGAAAAUCAAUGUCAAUUAUAUAUUUUUUAUUUAAAAUGUAAUAGAUUAUUAGUAAGUAGACUAGUCUUUACAUGACUAACUCUGUAGAUAUUAAAGACGGUUGGUUUGAUAUAUAUUUGUUAUUGCUAUUGGUACCUUAUGAAACCAAAUGAAUGUUAUCUUAGAUGGAGGUUGCAUGUGGUAGCUGGGCACUUCCUCAUUUGAGUCAAACUUGUGAAUCAUAUGUACCACGUAAGGCUGGGGUUUCCUGUAUGCUGUAUUGUUCUGUUCAUUAGUAUCAUCUCUAUUUUUAACCAGUAUGCUAGCAGUAUACUACAGUGCUGCUUACUGAAGUGAACUCACUUAAGUAAAAGAAGACACACAUUUCAAGUCAUUGCUGAGAUGACUCUACAGUUCAAAGAUGCCUUUUGGGUGAGUUAACCAACCAACUGCUGUGAUACAUUGAGUAGGAGGAUUUCAUCAAGACAAGGCUUUGUGUUUUUUUAGAUGUCUGAUGUUAAUAGUGUAUAUAAAACUAUAGUGUAUGUGGUUUGAGGGUGAUGCUUACCAUAGCUAUUUCAAAUUUAAUCUUUGAAAAAAUCUGAUGAAACUAUCCAGUAAUAUGUGUGUCGUAGUGAUAUGUAGGCUUUUAUGUUGUUACAAAAUAAUACCCGAAGUAUAACAUCUCAUCUAUGCAUUAGAGAAUAUGAAAACCUUUGCUUUAGAUUUGUGAACCAAUUUGGGGAUUUUAGCCAAAUAAAUGUAGUUAAAACACACCAUUAUGCAAUAUGGUGUCAAAACACUUA
This is a messenger RNA of Hypomesus transpacificus, 1942 nucleotides long. It is a transcript of the gene rcn2, whose product is annotated as reticulocalbin 2. Gene Ontology annotation, cellular component: endoplasmic reticulum. The transcript is spliced from 8 exons. The coding region runs from base 221 to 1159 and encodes 312 amino acids. The record is from RefSeq and is a predicted model, not a curated record. Gene Ontology annotation, molecular function: calcium ion binding. Lineage: Eukaryota; Metazoa; Chordata; Actinopteri; Osmeriformes; Osmeridae.